AUGUCCGCACCAUCCACAACCGGCCCCAGGAUGACGCACCCUCUCCCGCUGAGCUCCACCCUACACGACCUCGCUCUGCUCCGCGCGUCGGACCUCGACCUCGGCACGCUUCUCCCCUCUCCCACCACGACAGACGAGUCUACGGCGCCGGACGAGGUGGAAGCGAGCGCCGCGCGGUCGCGAGAGUUCGCGAAAGAGGCCCGAGCCGCGCUAAAGCUGGCGAACACGGACGCGGCGGAGCGGGAGGGUGCGCGCGUCGACGGGAUACGGGCGCGGUUGGAGGAUGCCUUGGAGGGCGUGGAUGGCAAAGACCUGUAG
This is a messenger RNA of Epithele typhae, 318 nucleotides long. RefSeq lists its product as uncharacterized. The record is from RefSeq and is a predicted model, not a curated record. The transcript has a single exon. The coding region runs from base 1 to 318 and encodes 105 amino acids. NCBI's taxonomy places the organism in Eukaryota, Fungi, Basidiomycota, Agaricomycetes, Polyporales, Epitheliaceae.